Trichoplax adhaerens is the source of this 3237-nucleotide messenger RNA. RefSeq lists its product as uncharacterized. Lineage: Eukaryota; Metazoa; Placozoa; Uniplacotomia; Trichoplacea; Trichoplacidae. Gene Ontology annotation, molecular function: calcium ion binding. The record is from RefSeq and is a predicted model, not a curated record. The coding region runs from base 1 to 3237 and encodes 1078 amino acids. The transcript is spliced from 12 exons.
AUGCCUAUUCGAUCAUCUGGUCAGAGGAUAACAUCGGAAACUGUAGAACCACAAGGAGUUAAAAGGGCUAGUAUUGGUAGCCUGUUAUCCGAUUCGAUCCCUACUGAUUUUGAAAUGGACAUUGCUGAUGAUGGUAACAUUUCUCCUUACUUCCUAAACAACCAUGACUUAUGGUCUGGCCCACCAAGAUCGUAUUAUGAUGAAUUAUUGCUGGAAAAAAGUGAUACAGUAGAGCCUCGCAAUAUAUAUUCACCAACCCAUCUAAAUCAAGUCGAUCCAUACAAAGAUAAAGAAUGGGAAAUUAUAGCCAAACUUUGCGACGUGGAAUAUAUUUUGACCGGUAAAGAAGGUCAUAUGAAAAAAUGGUCCGACUUGAUCCAUAUCAAUCAUAAAAUUACUGCAGAAGAACGUCGUCGACGUAAACUUCAAGCAGCUAAAGAGAGAAUCCUAUUAAAUAGAAAGUAUAAAAAGCACAUUAUGAACGAGCGUAAAACAAAAGAUAGUUCAUCUGAAUGUGAUUAUGUGGAUUCUGAUUUAUCCAGCGUGGAAUCUUUCGAUUCUGAUGUUUCUAUACCACAGGAUAUCAUUCAGGAAAGCAAAUUUAUUUCACGCAAAGCUGGUAUACUAGAAGGCAGUGUAGGCUUAGCUGCUGCUCCAGUUGCCGUCAAGAAGAAUCGUGGUAGGCGGCCAGAGAGAGGGAAUUGUGAUAGCAUUAAAAGAAGAAGACGGUAUUUUUACCGAUUAUGGCUAUCUGUCGAGCCAGAUAAGGAAUCGGAAGAGGAACAGAAAGAGAAAUCGCCAGUUGCUGAUGAAGGCGAGGAUCAAAAUACUGAAUUGCCAACUCAAGCCAGUGUACCAACAGUUAGCCUAAGCGAUAUUCCACUGGUCGAAUCAUCGAGUGGUAAUCGUAUGUGGUUGAAUAAAGCUUAUAAUGGCGAUUUAGUUAGCGAUUUUAUUCCAGAAAAAAAAGUUAUACCAAAGCCUUUUCAAAAGCCGAUCAAUGAUAGGAUCAAUUAUCGACGUCGUAAUACAAUAUCAAGAUCGUUUCCUAAUCUACAAGCGAUACCUGAAAGGAGAAUAAGUCAGCUACAAAACGAGAAUAAUAAGCAAGAAGAUGAAUUGGAAAGCACCAUAUCAACACAUCAUUUUCAAGAAGAAAUAUCUGACCCAUUGCACGAUAUUAGUCUUGCUUUAGCGAAACAUCCACUAGGCCAUGAUAAGACGGAUCAUAAUGUUUCAGAAGGCCAUAGUGAAAGUAUUUCAGCCAAUAAAAUAUCUAUUUUAGAGGCUAUUAAAUCACACCAGUUAUACGAACAAUCGUUAGAGGUGGAAGUUGAAAGCAGUUAUAUCAGUCAUGAGGAUGGUCCAGAUUAUCAAGUAAAUACGACUGAAAUGGGCGAAAAAGUGCCCACACAGCGUGCUACUAGUCGAGUUGAUAGCAAGCUAAGUGACAGCAAAAGCAGUUUAAAUAAUUCUGAUUUUAAUCUCAGCGAAUUAUUUUUAUCACAAGACAGUGUGACAUUAAAGGAAGAAUUAGAGGUAAUCGGUCAAAAAUUUAUAGAUGGUAGCCCAGACGAAAGUAAAGAAUCAUCUAUUAUCAUCAGAGAACAACAUAAAGAUUCAAUCGAUUUAAAUAAAGUAAGAGAUCGCCGUCUAUCAUCUAUACGGCCAAGACAGCCUAGUGUAGCAAGUGAAUCAGUCGAGAAAAGGCUAAGUCUGGAUUACUGGGUUAUUGUAGCCGACUCAGCAGAAUCACAAACCAAUGAUGAGGAUGAAAAUCACGUCGAUGUUGAUGAGAUCCAAGAUAUUUUAAAGCAAUACGAAGCAUUGUAUACUGAACAAAGUAAAAAUAUGGAAACGGAUGCUAUAAAAUCAAUUUCUGAAAGGUCUACGGAAAAAAAGAGAGACAUGCAAAAGCGUACGGCCAGCGAAGAUUCCUUCAGAACGUCGAUAGUAAAGAAAGAAAGUCCAGUCAUACGACAGCAGAAGUCUGAAUCUGACAUAAAGGUAUCCAAUUACAGAAAAUAUACCGAGUCAUCACUUAGUCAGAGUAGCGUUUUAUCCUUGGCCGAACUAGCUAGCGAAGGUGGUAAUAGUAGUGAAUCUAGCUAUGUUAGGGUAGUAGAUAGUGCAACAAGGAAAGAAAGUUCAGUCUCAUUUGAUGGUGAAGAGAUAUUAUCCGCUGUGGAAGAAAUAGUCGAUAACUUUGUUGAAAGGGAUGCGAUGAUGCCAUCGCAGGAGGUUGCCGAUAUAGGUUCUGCUAGUAGAGAAGGAUCGCCAGCUACGGAAGAAGCAAUCUCAAGAGAAACGUUUACGGAAAAGGUUAAACUUCGCAAAAGCAACAGAAAAACAGGGAGUGCGGCAGAAAGACGUAAUGCAAAGAUUCGUGAACGUAAACAAAAGCAUUUAGCCUAUAUCAAAGCCCGAAGCAAAAGCAUUAUUAAGGAAGCUAAGGCUGAACAGCAUCUCUUUGCUAAAAAUUUAGAUCCUUCAAUUGAUAUUCUCAAUUACUUCCAUUUGGUCAACAAAAAGAAUAUUCAUGUAUACGCAGCUGCAUUUGCAUUGCAUGAUAGAGAUGAAGACGGUUAUAUCGCCGCUGAAACUAUCGGCUCUGCCCUAAAAAUGAUACCAACUUUAUCUUCAGUAACUCACUCACAAUUAACUUACGUCUUGAAGGUAUUGGAAAUGGAAAGGUUGUCCGAAAUAGAUUUCAAACUAUUUUGUGUUUGUGCUGCACUGAGAAUGUUUUAUUGCAAUAACGAUGACAACGGAUACUACAUUCCUGCUGAUACCUUGCGAAUUGAACUGAAAGCUGGAGGAUUAUCUAAAGCGCAAGAGAAUUACAUUAUCAAUUCAAUGCUACCGAAUGAAGAAAACUUGAUUUCCUUUAUCAACUAUGCCGCUUACUUACCACUAUUCUUUGUAUUGCAUCAUAAAAUAUGCAACGAGCCAUUAGCUAGUUUAUCAAGUGAUUAUCUCCAUCAAAUUAACCCAGUUGAAAUUCAUGCCGCAAGAUAUUUCAAGCCACGUAUUCCACCCGCAGAAAUAUACAUCAAGGAGAAAUUAAUAAAGCCAUUGAUCGUUACAAAUACUGAAAAUAGGCAAAACUUUUUAAAUCCUGGAGAGCCGAAUGAGUCCGGUAAACAUUCCGUUUUACUUGAAAUUAUGACUGGAAGCUUUGAUUAUAACUCUUACAUUGAGAGCAGUAGUGAAGAUGAUAACGAUGAAGACGAUUAA